Molecule: messenger RNA, 1420 nt
Organism: Heterotrigona itama
Lineage: Eukaryota; Metazoa; Arthropoda; Insecta; Hymenoptera; Apidae
Source: the annotation of a GenBank genome assembly
CUUCCUAUUAGCUUUAAUGAUUAAACAUAAAAAUCACGUUAAAAAUUAUAAGGAAUAUGACGAUAUUUCCAUUAUAGAGAAUUUCUAUUUCUUUGUCAACAUAACUAGGGAUAUUAAUUUGAAAUGGAUAUUACUUUACUAUUUCGUACUUUAGAAAAUAUUUUCGAUAGUUGGUAGUAUCGUGAGUUGUUCAUUUUGUCCCUUUUGACAAUCGGUCAUUUCAGUUUCUCUUAGGUUUAUUGAACUUUGCACGUAGAAAGCAUUUCAAGUGAUUCUAUUUUGAAGAAAGGCACACAUGAAUUAUCAGCUUCGAUGCUAAUGCUAUCUAACGUCUAUUUGUAUUAAUAGAUCAUUAGAAUGGGUCUAAUAUCUGAGCCAUUGUUGUUUGUAUUAGCUUUAAUUGAUACCGGUUUAGUACUUUUCCUUUUGGUAUAUUUUGUAUCCUUUUUAUAUUUUCUAAACGUAAUCUAACGAUAAAUUGUAGUAUUUCCAUUUUAUUGUUUUCAUAAUUUUAUAAUUCCAUCAUUGAAUUUUACGUAUAUAGUUUAUUGAAAAUAUAUCUAGGGAUUUUUAUGGUAUAUGUUUUUUAUGAUAUUACACUAAUUGUAAUAGCGCCACAUUUAAUUUUAAACAAUUUAUGUCUUUUGUUAAUAAAAAACAUACAAUGAAGUUCCUUAUCUUAAAAAAAAUACAUAUAUAGGUCAUAACUUUGUCAGACUUAGAAUGUGAUUAUUUGAAUGCUCAACAGUGUUGUUCAAAGUUAAACACGGUAAUUACAUUUUAUAGUAUUAUUAUCCUUAUUAUCAUUAUAAAUUGAUAUAAACAUAAUAAAACUUAUUUUAAAUUAUAUGUUACAGUGGGUUGUACCAAAACUUGUAGCACAUUCAUUCUUAGAAUUUUUAUUAUUAACACACGGGCAAUUAAUAUUGUGUUUAGUGAAUUUGCCUAUGACACUCUGGUUGCUCUAUGAAUAUUUUGGAGUACCAAGUGGUAAUAUGGGAGUUUAUGAUCCCACAGAAAUACAUAAUCGUGGACAAUUAAAAAGGCAUACAAGAGACUGUAUGAUCUAUCUUGGAUAUUAUUUAAUUUUCUUUUUUAUUUAUCUUUACUGCAUGAUUAUUGCAUUACUAAAAGGAGAUCCAAUUAACAGAAAUGAUGAAGGAUUGUUACAUACAAAUUAAUAGUGAUGAUAAUAUUUAAACUUUUUUACAUCGUUGCCUUUUAUUUUAGUCAUAUUUGACUAUUUAUUUAUUUCUGUGUUAUAAAUACCAAAUGAAAUUUUGUUAAUAUAUAUAAAAUGCCUAUACUUUAUUGUUACACUUAUCUUUCAUUUAUAUUGUAUUUGUAAUAACUAAAAUUCCUUGAAUAUAAGAUUUUCAUAAAAUUAUAGUAGAAGUUAAUAAUGGUAAUUAUAUCUAUA